Molecule: messenger RNA, 1473 nt
Organism: Penicillium malachiteum
Lineage: Eukaryota; Fungi; Ascomycota; Eurotiomycetes; Eurotiales; Aspergillaceae
Product: ERG4/ERG24 ergosterol biosynthesis protein
Exons: 2
Coding region: 1-1473 (490 amino acids)
Biological process (GO): ergosterol biosynthetic process
Cellular component (GO): endoplasmic reticulum membrane
Molecular function (GO): Delta24(24-1) sterol reductase activity
Source: RefSeq, a predicted model, not a curated record
AUGGCCGCAACUAAGGUCAAGUCCCGGAAACGGGCUCAAAAAGAGCAGGAAGCGAUUACUCCCAAGAUAGCUCCUGAAGUUAAGCUAAAUGAUUCCACUUUGGAGCAUAUCACUGGUGGCUGGCAGCCAGGCAUGGAUCCCAAGGUCGAUGAUUCAGGUCACUUCGAAUUCGGCGGUUCAGUCGGUUGUCUAGGCUUGAUUAUUGGCUUUCCCUUGUUGAUGUAUUACAUGUGGAUUGGUGCUACGUACUAUGAUGGCAAGCUUCCUCUGCCUGAGAAGGAUCAGUCCUAUAUUGAUUUCGGGAAGCAUUUGUGCCACCUAGUUUACACUGGUGCAUUCCCCCACGUUCGUGCCUGGCGCAUCUAUUGGACCUACUUCAUGUUUGAGGCUGUCUGCUACGUUUUUAUGCCUGGAUUUACCUGUUAUGGAAAGCCUCUUGCUCAUUUGGGUGGUCAACAGCUCAAGUAUCAUUGCUCUGCCUAUACCAGCUUUUACUUGACUAUUGUGGUUAUGGCUUUUCUGCACGGCACUGGACUGUUUCCCAUCUACACUUUCUUGGAUGAAUUUGGACCCCUGAUGUCUGUUGCCAUUCUUUCUGGUUAUCUCAACAGCUUGAUCACCUAUGUCCAAGCAUUUGUUCGAGGUACACAACAUCGCAUCACUGGCUACCCCAUUUAUGAUUUCUUCAUGGGGGCUGAGCUGAAUCCCCGCCUCUUUGGAAUCAUGGAUUUCAAGAUGUUCUACGAAGUCCGGAUUCCCUGGUUUAUCCUUUUUGGUCUCAGCUGUGCGGCGGCCACACGCCAGUACGAAAGAUAUGGUUAUGUUUCUGGCGAAGUUUUGUUCCUGGUGAUGGCUCACUAUACUUACGCCAACGCCUGUGCCAAGGCAGAGCAUCUCAUUACCACCACAUGGGACAUGUAUCAAGAGAAACUUGGAUUCAUGUUGACGUUCUGGAAUAUGGCCGGUGUACCCAUGUCAUACUGUCACUGCACACUGUACCUGGCAAAUCAUGAGCCAUCCACAUAUGCAUGGAGUCGACCUGCAUUGGCGGCAUUCUUCAUCUCCUACCUAUUUGUGUAUUGGGUCUGGGAUACAGCCAAUGGCCAGAAGAACUCCUUUCGUAUGAUGGAACGUGGAACUUGGGUGAAGCGAAACACAUUCCCACAGCUUCCCUGGCAGGAAGUUCAUAAUCCGAAGACCAUUGUGUCUGAGAAUGGAGAUACCAUUCUUGCUGAUGGAUGGUAUGGACUUGCUCGCAAGGUUCACUACAGUUGUGACAUGUUCUUCGCUAUUUCAUGGGGUCUAAUCACUGGUUUUGAAAGCCCGUUUCCGUGGUUCUACCCCGUUUUCUUUUCGAUCAUGAUUGCGCAUCGAGCAAUGCGGGAUAUCAAUAAGUGUAGGUACAAGUAUGGUGCUUCGUGGACGGCAUAUGAGAAACAAGUUCCAUAUCUUUUCAUUCCAUAUGUUGUUUAA